This is a messenger RNA of Tilletiaria anomala UBC 951, 1566 nucleotides long. Its product is annotated as glycoside hydrolase family 18 protein. Gene Ontology annotation, molecular function: hydrolase activity, hydrolyzing O-glycosyl compounds. The record is from RefSeq and is a predicted model, not a curated record. Lineage: Eukaryota; Fungi; Basidiomycota; Exobasidiomycetes; Georgefischeriales; Tilletiariaceae. The transcript has 6 exons. The coding region runs from base 1 to 1566 and encodes 521 amino acids. Gene Ontology annotation, biological process: carbohydrate metabolic process.
AUGCACGGUCGCAGCCUCCCUCUCCUCCCUUCUCUGCUAGCGGUCGCUUCGUUGGCACCAGGGCUGGCGCUCGCGUUGCCAGCGCUCGAAGUGCAGUCGCACCUGAUCUUUUCACACAGCCGUUUGCAGGAACUCGAGACGGUGACUAAUCCAAUCUUUGGCGUGGUAGAGACGCUGAUCGAGUCCACAGCUUCUGCCUGGAGUUCGCUGUUCCACGGUGCCAAUGCCGGCGCCGCCAAUGCGCAGCAAGCAGGAAUAUACAGCGUGAAUGUUUCGUCGCCGGUAUUUGUAACCUAUGGUGAUAGCGACAAUGGAGGAUCGACUGGUGUUCCCGACGACCCAUACAGCGACAUUGCCGGAUACACGCACUACAACAUUGCCUUUUGGACGGUCAAUGGAGGCCCGCAGGACAAUGCGUACAAGUGGCACCAGGCGUCCAAGUCGGUGCAGAAAAAGUAUAAGCAAGCGUACAACGACGCUGGGGUCAAGCUGAUGGUCAGUGCGUUUGGUGCGUCGGACAAGCCGCAGAGCAGCGGUAGAAACGCAGUGGAUGUGGCGACAUCGAUUGCCAAGUUUGUCAUCGACAACAACCUCGAUGGCGUCGAUAUCGACUAUGAAGAGGAAGAUCUGUUCGACCACGGCAAAGCGCUGCCUUGGCUGAUUGCGCUGCAGCGCCAUCUACGCCAGCAGCUUCCGCGACCGCAGUACAUUAUCACGCACGCGCCCAUCGCGCCGUGGUUCUCGUGGACGAACUAUGCCGACGGCGGGUACAGCGCGUUCGACAACGAGGUUGGCGACACUGUCGACUGGUACAAUGUGCAAUUCUACAACCAAGGCCUGUAUGAUGACUGCAACGGCCUGCUCUUCAACUCUGGUGGCUGGUGCCCGGACAGCUCGCUGUUCCAGAUUAACAGCCUCGCCGGCGUGCCGCUCGAGCGGCUCGUAAUCGGCAAACCGGCGAUCAGGGAGGAUGCGGACAACCAGGGCAGCGGAUAUAUGGACGCCAGUACUCUCGGAGAGUGCAUCAAGCAAGCCAAGGCGCAGAACUACAGUGGCAGCGUCAUGCUGUGGGAAUACCCGCAUGCGACGGCGGACUUGAUCGGUAAGAUUAAGACCAACGCUGGGCACAACAGUGCGACCCGCCUCUCGGUCCUUGGUGGCGAGCAGAUGCACAACUCCCUGCAUUCCAAGCUCUUUGGCUCCGCCUGCUUUUUCCCGUACGCCGCCGCCUCGGACCGUGCAGCAUUGCAAGACAAUUCACCUUCACCGUCAUCUAUAUGGACGAACAGCGGUGACAAUGCCACGCAGAUCCUGCUCUCCAACCUCUAUGGCAAGCUCGUUUCCGUGUCUUCCAAGUGCAGUGAGUUUGGAUAUUUUGAUGCAGUCGUGCAGGCUCUAGUUGAUCGAUGCAUAUAUGCCGCAUCAUCUGCCCAUGACACGAGAGGUGACAUUGAUGAUGCCCCCGGCCUUGACGUUCUCCUGUCCUUCAAGGACGACGCCGCCGACGUCUACGUCACCACCGACGCUGAUAACCUCAACAGCAAGCCCGGCGCUGCUCCAAGUUGA